AUGACGUUGAAAGGAGGGAAGCAGGAGAGCUCUGACCAUGGCGGUGGUUCAAAGGGGAAAAUGACCAUCACGCUGGCGCUGGUGGCGCUGAUCUCUGCCUUUGGAUCUUCUUUUCAGUAUGGCUACAAUGUGUCUGUCAUCAACUCUCCAGCCCCGUACAUGCAGGACUUCUACAACCAAACCUACUUCGACAGGAAUGGAGUGCCCAUGGACAGUGGCUUCCAGACACUGCUCUGGUCUCUCACCGUGUCCAUGUUCCCUUUGGGUGGCUUUUUUGGGUCCCUCAUGGUGUGGCCUCUGGUCAACAACUGUGGCCGAAAAGGCACUUUGCUGAUAAAUAACCUCUUCUCCAUCGUUUCUGCAAUCCUUAUGGGAACCUCAGAGCUAGCAAAAACAUAUGAAGUAAUCAUCCUUUCACGUAUUAUCAUGGGAAUAUAUGCUGGUCUGGCUUCCAAUGUGGUUCCCAUGUUCCUUGGAGAACUGUCCCCCAAAAAUCUGAGAGGUGCUAUUGGGGUAAUACCCCAGCUCUUCAUCACCGUUGGGAUCCUUUCAGCUCAGAUCCUUGGUCUCAACAGCAUCCUUGGGAAUGCUGAAGGCUGGCCUGUGCUGCUGGGGCUCACUGGGAUCCCAUCACUUCUUCAGCUCCUUAUAUUGCCUUUUUUCCCCGAGAGUCCCAGAUAUCUGCUGAUACAAAAGGGCAAUGAAGAGCAGGCACGACAAGCUCUGCAGAGGCUGAGGGGCUGUGAUGAUGUGUAUGAUGAGAUAGAGGAAAUGCGCCGAGAAGAUGAGUCAGAAAAGGAGGAAGGACAGUUCUCUGUGCUCAGCCUGUGCACCUUCAGAGGCCUGAGGUGGCAACUCAUCUCUAUCAUUGUCAUGAUGAUGGGCCAGCAGCUCUCUGGGGUUAAUGCGGUCUUCUACUAUGCAGACAGAAUCUUCCAGUCAGCAGGUGUGGACAACAAAAAUGUUCAGUAUGUCACCGUGUCCAUAGGUGCCAUCAACGUCGUCAUGACUUUGCUUGCUGUUUUCAUUGUGGAAUCCCUGGGGAGGAGAAUCCUUCUCCUUGCUGGCUUUGGGUUGUGCUGUCUCUCCUGUGCAGUGUUAACUUUGGCCCUUAAUCUCCAGAACACUGUCUCAUGGAUGUCCUACCUCAGCAUAGUGUGUGUCAUUGUCUACAUCAUUGGACAUGCCAUAGGAGCCAGUCCAAUUCCCUUCGUGAUGAUCACUGAGAUGUUCCUGCAGUCAUCCCGGCCUGCAGCCUUCAUGGUGGGUGGCUCUGUGCACUGGCUCUGCAACUUCACCGUGGGGCUUGUGUUCCUCUACAUGGAGGCUGGACUGGGGCCCUACAGCUUCCUCAUCUUCUGUGCCAUCUGCCUCGCCACCAUAAUUUACAUCUUCAUUAUUGUACCUGAGACAAAGAACAAAACCUUCAUGGAAAUCAACAAGAUCAUGGCCAAGAGGAACAAGGUGGAGAUUCAGGAAGACAAAGAUGAACUUAAGGAUUUCAGCACUACCCCUGGUGGGCAGGCAGGGUAUUAA
Molecule: messenger RNA, 1536 nt
Organism: Chaetura pelagica (chimney swift)
Lineage: Eukaryota; Metazoa; Chordata; Aves; Apodiformes; Apodidae
Gene: SLC2A5
Product: solute carrier family 2 (facilitated glucose/fructose transporter), member 5
Exons: 12
Coding region: 1-1536 (511 amino acids)
Biological process (GO): monosaccharide transmembrane transport
Cellular component (GO): membrane
Molecular function (GO): hexose transmembrane transporter activity
Source: RefSeq, a predicted model, not a curated record